Colletotrichum acutatum is the source of this 649-nucleotide messenger RNA. RefSeq lists its product as uncharacterized. The annotation marks the transcript as partial. The transcript has a single exon. The record is from RefSeq and is a predicted model, not a curated record. NCBI's taxonomy places the organism in Eukaryota, Fungi, Ascomycota, Sordariomycetes, Glomerellales, Glomerellaceae.
GCUGUCCCAGUGCCGCACCUUAAGCAACCUCCGGCUGCCCUGUCGCCGGAUGCCACCAUCGCCCAACGUCUCCGUGCAGCGUGCAUCCUGCCCCAUCUCGAACCUAAGUGGUCAGCAAGGCGGCCAAGCAAAGGUCCCGUCCUGUGUCGAGGUCCAAGGUGUGAAAGCGAGAGGUUCAAACGGCACCGUCAACGUCUGGUCAUUCCUCCUCCGACAGCUGCCCACUCGCUCACCCGUCCGUCGCCCGACGACGCCCUCCAAACUCAUAGUUCUUUUCUUUUCGUCUUCCUCAGUUCCCACACUGCUGAAGAUUGCUGUUGUUGCUGCCAGUCGCCGUAUCCAUAGUGAGGCCGACCACCCCUCGUCCACCUGAUCCGAUUGCGCGCGCGCAUACCCAUACCCAGCCGAUGCAAGAGACCUCUCGCAUGCACAGAAUCAACACCAUCCGCACUGUAAUCCUCCAGUCUACCAACCACCGUCGUACAAGUUGCGCCUCGAGCUUCUCAUAGAAAUAUGACAUGGACGGUAGUCUCUAGCUGACAGUCACGACCCCAUCUACGUCAACUUUGACUCUCGCGACGACAACAUCGCCGACUGCGAAACAAAGGCCGACGCCGAUACUAAAGGAACUGCGCGCCCCCCCCCCCCC